Paramuricea clavata is the source of this 13781-nucleotide messenger RNA. NCBI's taxonomy places the organism in Eukaryota, Metazoa, Cnidaria, Anthozoa, Malacalcyonacea, Plexauridae. The record is from the annotation of a GenBank genome assembly.
AUGCAGAUUGUAAGUAGAAUGAUAAUCAUGUCUGGCCAUGAAUUUCAAAUAAAAUUGGAGUAUUUACUUCGUAUUCAGUAAUAUAAAUCAAUAACCUUUUGUUUAUUUUUACUUCUAUGGCAGGUGGUUUUGGGUACAAACCGGGAACAAAUUUUGUGUAAAUGUAAUCAUCUGACAUCCUUUGGAAGCGAGCUUUUUGUUGCUCCGAAUCCCAGUGACUUCGAUUCGGUUUUCAACAAUUUUGGUAGUCUUGCUCAGAAUGUAGCUGUACUGGCUUUGAUAUCAACCAUUCUUGGUGGGUACAUUAUUGGAGUUAUUUGGGCUAGACGAGCUGAUAAGAGAGACCUAUUAAUGGUAGGUGAACUUUAUUCAUUGACAAAAAACAAAAUAUGAACAAAUUAUACAAUCGGUUACAGCUCGCCAAAUAUGGUUAUACCACUCAGCCAAUCAGCGCUUAGAAUUUUCAUUCUCUAUAUUUCAUGAACUGUCUGAAAUUUUAUCAAGUUGCGGGAACUUUAAGCAUAGGGAAUUUGAGAAGUAAAAUCAUAUUCACAACUUAGUUUACGUAACUUAUCAGUACGCUCUAUAAAUACUCCUUAUAGUAUGCUCUGUAUAUUGAGCAUGUAUAAUUAUAUACUAAUUUGAUUAAUAUGUUGAAGUGAUUUUAUGUAAGUUCAGCAAAUCUAAAUACAUUUAUUGUACAAUUAAUCUGUUAUAAUCUCUAUAACUCAACUAAAUAUUGCCAUUGUUUUCACUCAAACUGCAAAAUUCAAACUUGUUUCACCAUGUUUAAUUACAGUGACGUUUUUCCAGGCAAUUUUUCGUGUUCAAUCUUUGUUGUCUUUUUUUUGUAUCGAGUCCAAAAAUUGAAGCUGAAGAUGGCGGAAAUUGAAGAGCUAUUGGACGUCAACCUUGUCCCUGUCUAUUCGUUUUGUCUACGUGGACGGUCAUGAAGCUGCCAGGAAUGUGCUGAAAUUUCAUUCUUUGACUUCGUUUAAAAACUAAUAUUAUGAUUUUAUGAAAUGAAAACUUGAUUAGUGUAACGAUCCGUUAGAACAAACUGUAAUUAGCUGUAGAAAAUGGUAUAAAAACUCUUUAGGUUGGGGUUAACCCUAUGGCCAUGGUCUUCAACAUUACGACCUUCAUAGAUAUUGGACGUCACUUUCGUCAUCUUGGCCUCACUUUUCUCAGGCCGAAUGACUUAAUUUCUUGCUCCAGAUCUAUAUAGAGCUCACUGGAUCAAACUCACUUACAUAAAACAAGAAGACAUACCGUAUCUUUACUGUACAAGUGUACACAUUGAUAGACAAUUACCGAACUUGUGGUUAAUAAGUUCUCCUCCUUUGAACAUUGUCAGGUUGGUCCAACUAUCCUAACGAAACCAAAGGGAUCUUAUCAUUACCUGAUUACGACGUACACUGGUAGCAGACGCAAUGCUGGGACUACGGCAAAAGUUAUCUUCAAAAUGUCUGGAGAUAAAGGCGAAACAUAUCCUGUUCGACUCCGAGAUCGUUACAGACCUUGCUUCGAACGCCAACAGGAAAGCGCGUUUGUUAUUUCAUAUCCGCAGGGCAUUGGUGAUCUUAGUUACGUUCAAAUAUGGCAUGAUAAUUCAGGUAAUACUUAUCCAUGCGGACUAAGUCACCAGCAUUCAUUCCCAUACAGUAGGCAGUAGGAUAGUGCCCAGUCCGAAGGCGCACGUACAAUCCUAAAGAGGAAAUUUUUGUGUUACGUAAUACCAGCUUAAAACGAACGAGUGUACCAUACCAUAUGGUUAUGACUACAUUCAAAAGUUUUAAUAUUUUAUACGUAAAAAGUAUGUUUAGUGCUUUAUCUGGUAAAUAAUGCUAAUGUUUGUGAUGUUACACUGAGUGUAUAUACACACCGAGCAAACUUGAAAAAUAUGUCUGACGACGGUGGGUGUCGAAUCUACGACCUUUGGAAUACUAGCCCAAUGCUCUACCAACUGAGCUACGCGGUCAGAUCGGUUCGAGUAUGUGAUAUUUCGAAAGUGAGGCUACAUAUACACUAGCAGUGACAUCACGAACAUCAUAUUCACCUGAGUACAUAACACCAACACAGACAAAAAUCAAAUAAUGCUAAUAUUAUUGUAUAAUAAUUAUAUAUAUUAUUGACUUCUUACAAGCGGACUCCUACAGUCUACGCUUAUAGGGAGGUUCGACUGUAGCAUGGUUCCGAGUGCAAUUUGAAAAUUACAUGCACGAGUGAGUUUUUUAAAAUCGAUGAAAGACUUAUUAUGAUUAACAGUUCAUAGCUACCAGUUGUAUAGACGUUUCUUCACCACGAUUCCUAAGCUGUUUGGAUAGUAAACUAGAACAAAUUAUAGGCCCUUGUUGCUUGGAGAUUACUCCCAGGUCGGGGACCAGGGCAUUUUUGGUACCUCCCUUUCUUCCAGAUAAAUUUAGCCUGCGUGGCAGAUCGGUCAAUGGGAAAUAAACCACCUGCUACGCAGGCUACAUAACGUUGGUGCAUUAAUUGUUGCGAAACAUAGCAAAUUAUGAUGAUACCUUUAGGAAUAUAUUCUUUUUAAAUCAAGUUUUAAAUCAUGUUACCAUUGCCAAUGUUGUCGCUAUAACUGUAUGGUGAAUGGUUAGUUCAUGCUGACUUAUUAAUUUAGGGUCUUCGCCAUCUUGGUACCUCAGUCGAAUCUUAGUGAAAGAUCUACAAACCGAGCAAAUGUGGUCGUUGUUUUGUGAAAACUGGCUAGCUGUGGAAUCUGAAGAUGGUAAAGUAUGUCGAAUCCUGCCUGUAGCAAACGAGGAAGAGAUGACAAACUUCAGUCAUUUGUUCUCGGCUCGUGCAAUUAAAGGACUGGCAGAUGGUCAUAUAUGGUUUUCCAUUGUCUCCAGACCUCCAACUAGUAACUUCACUCGUGUUCAGCGUCUCUCGUGCGCUCUUUGUCUGUUAUGCUGUACGAUGAUCACAAGCGCAAUGUUUUACAACAUGGGAGGUCAUGGUCCUAGUCCAUUUGCAAUCCACAUUGGCUCUCUCGUGAUUGAUUUAAAACCUUUUGUUAUUGGCCUGCAGAGCAGCGUUAUUAUUGUACCGGUGAAUGUGUUAAUCGUGCAAAUGUUCCGUAAUCUUCGACCCAAGAAGAAAAAGGCUGAAGAAAGUAAAGCACGAAAUCCAAACGGGGUGAAGAUUGAAUAUCCAAAUCAGGAACAGUCAAAAGGGAAAUUGCCUUACUGGUGUAUCUACUUUGCUCAUGCCCUUUGUUACCUUGCAUCUGCUGCCGCGAUUUUCUUUACUUUACUCUACAGGUUAGAGAAAUGCACUUCAAUAAUAGUUUGAGCCGUAGUUGCAUACCCACGUUUCAAUCUUGUUGGCAGGGGCGGCGGAACAUAUUUUAUUGGGGGGGGGGGGGCUAAAUUAAAAAAAAAAUUACUGUAGUUUUUGACUAAGUGCAUGGAGACACAAACCGCAAACGGCAUGGCGUGUAGUGAUUUCUCCUUGAAAAAUUGUUCAAAAUCUUACUAAAAUACGGAUGUGCAAUUUUGCAUAGAUAAUUUAAUCUCAUGAUGAAUUAAUGAGCAAUCGAAGCAAAUUAACGACCAAUUAUAAGCUGCCAAAAGAUUGAAAAGAUCACUAUACGAUUUGCGCAAUCAGCACAUAAGCAGUGUUAAAUUUUGUCUGACUGGACACAAAACAUAAUAUUAAGCAUUUCAAUGAUUUAAAAAUGUAAACCAAAUUAGAAAUACAAUUGUAUUCCAUAGUUCAUACUCUCGCUUUGCAACAAAGAGCACAAACACAAGAUAAAUGCAAUGCUUACAUCAGAAGUUCUUAUUAAAUGUUCUAUUCGAAAUCGAGGGUUAGAAUCAAUGGAUGAUUCCAGCUAUUAGACGACAUUUUGAUGAAGACCAGAAGAACGAAGUCCAUUACCAUAGCUGGAAAGAGAGUGGUAAAAUGCGAAUUGUUGUAAAAUGAGGAAAAUAUAGCCCUGUGAUUUUCGCAAAUUUUGUAUAUACUGUUUUCAUUUGCAUUAUGCGCGAGAAAAAUGACCAUUUUGAGCCGAAAGUGGUUAUUUUACCACUCGUAAUACAAAAUUAAUAUGUACAAAAUUGCGAACUUCACAGGGGUAUAUUUUCUUCAUUUUACGACAUUUAGAAACCAACCUUUACUCAUUCUAAGACGCUCUUUCUAGCUGUGGUGUUCGAUUUCGUUCUUCUUGCUUUGAUCAAAAUUUCGUCUGGAAUCACCCAUUAGGAAAGUCUGAAACUUCUUCACUUAACUUUUAUUUGUCCCAUUUCCUAAAUAACCACAAAGGCCAAUACUCUUACUUUGUACGUAGUAUUUACUGUACCGAUCAAAGAUACAUACUCAGGGUGAAAGAAAAGCAAUUUACAUUCAGUUGAUCACAAAGUAGGAUAUUUUCUUUUGCAUUUUAACCGGCGUGCAGUAAUUUAUUGACGACUUCGUAGUUUGUAUAAAUGGUCUCGCAUUCUGGCAUUCUUCAUUACGUGAAUGGUCUCGCAUUCUGGCGUUACUUCUGGGGGGGGGGGGGGUCUAAAGCCCCCUAGCCCCUAUUCCGCCGCCACUGCUUGUUGGGAGAAUUACAUGUUCAUGUUCCCAGGGCCGAUGUUCGAAAAAUAGUCCGCUUAAUCCUAGGUUAAAGAAAAACACCAACUGAACUUGAAAAUAUUUCCCUAAAGUUUUAUUUUUCUAAUGUUUUGAAAUAAAUGAGGUACAGAAAUACCAAAACAACGGGAUGUAUUACCCCCAGCGAUAUCACAAGCCUGCGAGCAGGCUCUCUGGGUGAAAGAGAGCCUGCAAGGAUCCCUAUGAUGAAUGCAUGCCGCCCUUCAAUUAGGAUGUCACAGGUCAACUAAUAUCAACCAAUCAGCGCAGACCGGAAAUACACUUCAAUAUUGUAAACAUAAACCGAUAAACGUUGAACUCCAUUUAUAUUGUAUUCUUUCGUUAGUUUCGUAUACAGACCGCCACUGGGGCAUACUAAAAAAGUUAAAACUGCUUGAGGUUUUACAGUGUAAUAUAUCAAGUUGUACUUGUUAUUACAAUCUGCAUGUGUUUCUGUAGGCACAGUACGUUUAAAGUUGUAUAUUACCCGCUAACUAAUUCAGUUGUUUGGAAUUGCUUCAUGCUGCAAUAUAUAUAUAUAUAUAUAUAUAUAUAUAUAUAUAUAUAUAUAUAUAUAUAUAUAUAUAUAUAUAUAUAUAUAUAUAUAUAUAUAUAUAUGUUGUGGACAACAUACUUGGAUAAUAAAUGUAUAGAUUUUGAACGUAAAGGAUACAGCCUAAACCCAAUUUAUAUGGUCUUGGUAGACCUGACUAUACCCCAAACAACAAUAAACUUCAUCAAGUAUAACGCAUUCAAGAUGCAGUACCAUUUCUGGCUAUUACUAGGUAGACAUAUUUCGGUCUAAUGCCUAGCAAGCUUGUAUAUAUCUAGCAAACAUAGCAUUAGAAUGUAUUCCCUCCACUCGUGAGCUUUCAAACUAUUGUCACAUAUAGUUUAACUGCAGGCCUUGUGACCCUGCAUGGACACUUAGAAGGAAGAAAUACACAUACACAAUGAUUAAAAGAUUUUAUUCAUACAUUACAUGUCUGAAUGACCAUGACUUUAUUGAAACUAUAAAAACAGGUUCAAAGCUCCCGUGCUUUGCAAACAUAACAAUAUACAAUAACAUACCAAUAAGGCACAGCCAUCUGCUAGGUGGAAUUUGCUAGAUAAGCGAUAUAUAAAUAAUUUGUUGUGGACAACAUAUUUGGAUAGUAAAUAUAGAUUUUGAACAUCUUGAAUUUGUACUGCAUCUUGAAUGCGUUAUACUUGAUGAAGUUUAUUGUUGUUUGGGGUAUAGUCAGGUCUACCAAGACCAUAUAAAUUGGGUUUAGGCUGUAUCCUUUACGUUCAAAAUCUAUAUUUAUUAUCCAAGUAUGUUGUCCACAACAAAUUAUAUAUAUAUAUAUAUAUAUAUAUAUAUAUAUAUAUAUAUAUAUAUAUAUAUAUAUAUAUAUAUAUAUAUAUAUAUAUAUAUAUAUAUAUAUAGUUUUUCGUUUUACCUCAAAAAACCACAACAGUCUGUUUCAUCCGUAUAGGAAUCAUCAGGUGGUCUGAUGAUUCCUAUACGGAUGAAACAGACUGUUGUGGUUUUUUGAGGUAAAACGAAAAACUAUAUUACGCUCUAUCUAUAUGGUAUUGAGCACUGUUUGUGUUUCGUAAACCAAAAUCUUAAGCUAUAUAUAUAUAUAUAUAUAUAUAUAUAUAUAUAUAUAUAUAUAUAUAUAUAUAUAUAUAUAUAUAUCCAGUAUAGUAUAACAUGAUAUACCAUGGACAUUGGACAUAAUUUAAUAUGUUUAUAGUUCAAAUUUUGCAACAAAAGGUGGAAUUACAGCAUUAAACAUGCAUGUGAUAAUUAUUGUAAACAAAGUGACGAGUAAAUUACUGUACAUUUUAACGCCGCAUACUUAUAAAUAUUAAAUAGUCGGUAUAACAUUGUAAAACAAGCUUAAUACAAACAAUAUGCACUGAAUAUUAUCACAAUAAUUCUCAAUAUUGUUUCAUGAAAGAGAAGCGAUAUAUAAAUGCCUUGUCCCUAGGUUUCGGUUUGCGAAUUUGUUCAGUCUUUUCUUAGCCUAGAAGUCAGACAAGCCCAGGACACAAUAAAGCAUGCAAGCUUUUAGUAUUCGUCUUUAUAUGAAUACUAUAUUAUUUUACAGUAAAAAGUCAACAAGGAUACAAAAUACAUGGCACUUUUAUCUCUACAUUGCCGCAAUUCCGAAGCUUUGCGUUGCUCGGUUUUACAAACGGGAAGUGUAGUUUAUGGAAGCUUGUCAAUCACUUCAUUUGAAUCAGUUAUCAACCAAUCAGAGCUCUGCGUCCAAAUAUUGGACGCAUGCACGUAAAUGUUAUAGGGAUCUUUGCAGGCUCUCUUUCACCCAGAGAGCCUGCUCGCAGGCUACGAUAUCACUAACCGAGCUUUGAACUACUCGCUCCAGGUCUUUACUUUUUGCUUCGCAGAUCUCGAUAAUCAUGUUAUUGCAUGCCACAUGUCAUUUAAUUAAAGAAAUGCCCUUGUUUUUCAUUGAAGCAAAAUCGCUUCAUGCCGCCAUUUUAUCAGUAAGUAUCGCUAAUUCGUGAUCGGCGAGGCAAACUGAGCAAGGACACCAACUGCAAAGAUAUAUACCGACGCCAAGUUGCACAUCGGUAUAUUCCUAAACUUAUGGUUUAAAUCAUACCGACGCCAAGUUGCACAUCUGUAUAUUCCUAAACUUAUGGUUUAAAUCAAUUUGAAGCAUAUUUGCAUCAGCACCAUGUCAGUAGAAAAAGAAAUGUUUAUUCCACAAUUAUUCGUGACUGUACGAUGUACCUGCACGAAAAAAGCUGAACUAAUUAAGUCAGUGAGCCCUUCCUGAGGUGAGUGUUUAUCGUGUAAAACUAUAUUUUGUAGCUAUUCAAUGGGGAAAGGAAACAUCAACAGAAUGGGUUAUUGCCAUGGUAACAUCAUUCCUUCAAUCAGCAUUACUGCUACAACCGGUCAAAGUUGUUGUUCUUGCUGUUGUUUUCGCCAUAUUUAUUCGCAAACCCGCUGAUACGGAGGAGUCCAAUAUCACGCUUGCAAUGGAACAUCCCUUGGUUGACCAGCAAGAAAACAAUCUCCUUGUCACUCAGCCUCCACCGCCCCGUGAAGGAGAAAAAGUGAAAAAAUAUUUAAGGUGAGAAUGUUGCUCUUUUUUGUAAAUGUCACAUAGGUGCUAUAUGUGCCAUAACUAUAACAUCGGCAACAAAGUUUUACAAUCGUAUAUUACCUUCCAGUUCUUCAAAAAUUAUACCUGACGGAUUGGGGUAAAUUAUUUGGCAUGCAAUUUUAAUCGCCGAAGGCCCGUUUGUGAAUACCACCUUUUUCAGUGGUUAACUCUCUAUGUUCCAACCGUAAAAAGGCACUUGAUGAGUACCGUUUGAAACGCCACCCUCUCGUGCGCUGCACUUUAUCUGUCGACCUUAUACAUCGGUUUAUGCUGUGUUGGUUCGAUCAGAAUAAAGUUUCACAAGUUAAUAGAUUUCACAUGGGAAGACACAGGCCUGUGUUUGGAACGGACCUUAAUAAUGAUAUAAUUUAAUAAUUCUAAACGCAGGAUUAAGUCAAAUAUACGUAAACGAAUACUGUGCCUACCAUAAAAAGUUUCGUUUCCUGUCACCUAAUAAUACAGGUUUGCCAAUAUUUAAUUUUACAUACUAUUUCCUUUUUUCAGUCCUCCAGAUCCUACCAAGCUGAAGAGAGCAAGAGCAAAACGUCUGAAAGAGAUAAAGAUGAAUGCAGCUUUAACAGAAAUAUUUGUAUUUUUUUUCUUUCUUGUUUGCUUGAUGGAUGUUGCGCAAUACCACAGGGAUCCGAAUACUUACUUACUGAGCAAAACCUUGUCUGAAACCUUUGUCAAUGUUGAUUCAUUUUCCAUUCCACUUGACUGGGUGAGUUAGCAUCUGCGCAUGUGAAUCUUUGCCAUAUUUCACAGUUUAAUGCAAGUACAGGUAUAUAAAUUAUUUCGAAGUAUAAGAUAAAACAUGUGUAGUUCAAACGUGUCUAUAAUCACAGGGAGCCCGACUCGUAUCAUUAUUUGUUUAUGAACAUUCAAGAAAGUGAUAAAAGGAAUAGUGCUUUCAAAACAAAGUCAGAAUCGUGUAUGUGUUUUUGAAUUGAACAACUGCACGUCGGUUUUUUAACCCUUCCUUUUUCCUCAUUUUCUUCCGCGCCUGUUUUUUUCAUUGCGUGUUUCCUUGCAACGCGUAUUUCUCGCCCUGAUUGCUUUGAUAUAAAUGUAUGGAGGAUAAUAUUGAUAUAAUAGGCCUUAGUCGAGUUUCCUGUAGUAUAGUCCCUCUUCUAAACUAAACAGUCGUGUUUCAGAUUUAAACGAAGGCGUUUCACCAUUCAGUGUUUGUUGCGCUCAUUUGUGGAACUGCCACUUUUGAAGAAACUUGUUCUUUCUUUUAAUUCUUUAUGCGCUACCCUCAUUAUAUAUAAAUGCGUAUUAUACACUAUUCGUAACACCGCUUGAAUUGUGUUUUACUUAUUGCGCAGAUCGUCGAUGCUGAUUCAUUAUGGAUGUGGUCUCGCGAGACACUUAUUCCAGGAUUGUACGCAGGGAAGUGGUACAACGGCAAGAAAAUUGAAAAAGGUUAUAUCGCAAACAUGGAGGAUUAUCUUGUUGGUAUUCCGCGUGUGAGAAUGGUUCGUGUUAAGAAUGGUUAGUGACUUAGUGUUAACAAUGAUUAAAAAAUAGGCAUACCGAAGUGCACUUUUACGCCAAAAAAUUAUAUUAAGAAAUGUAAGAUAAAGUGCAUUCAACUCAGUUCCAUUGUGUUUACCUGAAAACCCUUUACUCCGAUCCAAGUUACCAUCAUCAAUUCUCCAUCUCGCUAGCUAGCUACAGUCCUUUCGCCAAAAUGGUCCUAGACUUGUUCCAAGUCUCUCUUCCAUUGUCUUAUCGAUCCACUAUAGUGUACAUUACAUGACGUAGUACGGAGAGGCGGAGCGAGAAAGAGAGACUUGUCAACUUCGGAAAAUCUCGGUUCAAAACUGAACCGAAAAUGCAAGACUUGCUUUAAUCGUUUUCCUUCAAUUUCUUUCUGUAUUAUUUAUUAUUAUGGAACUCGUGUUAUUUACACUGUGCUAGAUCAAUACAUAUAAACACUGACAGAAAACAACUAAAGCAAGUCUUGCAUUUUCGGUUCAGUUUUGAACCGAGAUUUUCCGAAGUUGACAAGUCUCUCUUUUUCGCUCCGCCCCUCCGUACUACGUCAUGUAAUGUACACUAUAGUGGAUCGAUACUAUAUGACAAUGAAAGAGAGACUUGGAGCAAGUCUAAAAUUGUCCCAGAAUUAAAAUUUUCAUGCUAAAAUUUAUCUAUACGGAAAAUUUCACGUUGUUUAGACCGCUAGCACGUGAAUUGACUUGGCUAAUCUUUUCAUGUUCUGAAAACUCAGUAAAUGCUCAUCAUGUUACAUGAUGUAUAAAUCAGCAUUUGACUUGUGAUGGUCAUUUUCUUGUAAAAUAUUAGACCUAGACAUUUUUCACUCACCAAUGAGCAUCCCUAAAAGCAACCAUUUAGUAGAUAGACUAUCUCGCAAGGGCCGAUUCUGCCGAUGUAGUAAAUUUGGGACGUUUCGUCCCGGAUUCGGGUUUUGGCACAUGUUGUCAUUAUAUCCCUGAACAGUUGAGAUUAUCUGUCCUAAAUAAAAUGUUUUAAAUCCCUUUAACCCCUUUUUAUUCGGCUUUCAUUUUCCCGCUCUUUUCAAGACUAUGCAGUCCAGCAGCGCGAAUCCGCGUAACAUUAAAUCGCGAUCCUAUCGAGUCCCCAUACAUAUUUCGCUCUUGUGAAUUGGUAGGCAAGGAUUGCUUUACAAUUUUUUCUAUUACACUUUAAUACGACUAUGUUCCAUUCAAUAGGUACGUGUACAGUGUCCAGCUAUUUUGAGGACACCAUUCCUGAGUGUAACUCGCAGUAUUCCGUAGCAAAUAGAGAUGAUAAAAACUAUAACGUAGGCUGGGAGCCACUGGGUAGUACUUCAACCAGAAAACGCCGGGGAACUCGUAUCCCAGAGAACGAAGAAGAAUGGUUGGAAAGUGUAACACGAAAAGAAGAAGUUGAAAACGAUAGGCGUGCUUAUCGUCGAAAAAGAGAUGUUGAUCCUAUUCAAAGUGGACGGAAUCGUAGGAGAAAGAACCGACUGUUGUCUAGCGGGCGCCCGAAGACAUACACCAUUCAAAGCAAUGCUGUAUCGGCAGAUGGACACAUCUUGUCGUGUUUGCAAAGAUGGCGCCAUCAGUCAAUGUUAGAGCUACGUGGAUUCCCUUACUGGGGAACGAUUGCUACAUAUGGUGGAAGUGGUUAUGCAGCUAAUCUUGGUUAUGACCAACUGACUGCUUAUACUGUUGUUGCUGAUUUGCAUUCAAAUGGUUGGAUCAGCAAGCAAACGCGUGCCGUUUUUGUGGAAUUUACCGUCUACAACGCAAAUACAAACUUGUUUGGUAUAAUUUCAAUUUUAAUCGAAUAUCCGUCUUCUACAGGUGUAGUUAACAAGGUUCAGUUACAGGCUGCGCGGUUUUAUCUUCAGCUCAACGGAGGCCAAACACUGGCCCAUGUCUUGGUCAUAUUCUUCAUGCUGUAUUUCCUUUAUAGAGAAGGGAAAGUUCUCUAUAAACAACGCUGGAAUUACUUCAAGGGUUUUUGGAAUUGGGUGGAAACAAUUCUUGUUAUCUCUCAAUUUUCUUUAAUUGUCCUAUUUCUGGCACGAUUGUACGAAGUUGAUCGAAAUCUACUGCAACUACGAGAAAAUCCAAACGAUUACGUUGCUUUCCAGUAUGCUGGCCAGGCAGAUGCUACUAUGACGACCAUCCUUGGUAUUCUAGUGUUUUUCUACAUUCUUCGGUUUUUGCGACUUCUGAGAUUCAAUAAAAACUUCCUGAUUAUUGGUACAACGUUAUCUCGCAUCAGUGAGCCCAUUUUCAGUUUCUUCGUUCCUUUUCAAUCUGGCUACUUGGCGUUUGCUCUGUUUGCAUUUAGCGUGUUUGGUUCAGAACUGGAAGAUUAUAGUACAUUUGUAAGAACAAUGGUAACUCAGUUCAGUAUGACUUUGGGUGAUUUUGAUUUUGAAGCACUGAUGUCCGUCAGUGUAGUAUUCGGUUCUUUGUAUUUCUUCGCUUUCAUUGGACUCAAUGUAAUAGUGUUAAUGAACAUGUUCAUCGCAAUCAUUGAUGAUUCGUAUGCCGAAGUACAGGAGGAAACUGCCGAGAAAGAAAAUGAAUUUGAACUCGUUGAUUAUGUGGUUGGGAAAAUCAUUGAGAAGUUUACAAGGUAAUUUGUAUUUUCAAAUAAGUAUGCAUGAUCCAUAAAUAUUUCAGAUAAAUCUGGCAGUUGUGGAUCCUUUUGUCUAAAUAAUAAAUUUGGCGGGAUUUAAUGUUUUUGUUUUGAGGUUUGGAUUACAGCUAGUGAUACAAUUGAUCCAAUGUGAUCGAACGCGUACGCCUUUUGAAAAACCCUACGCUAUAUGUUAUAUAAAUUUCAAUCAAAAUUAUGAAGCAAGAGUGACAAGUUAUUCUUGCUUCAUAAUUUUGAUUAGGAAGUCCAACACAAUAGUCGAACAGGACACAUUAUCAUAAUGGGGCGUCCCCGCAUUGGUAGGUCCCUUCCAUCACAGCUAGGUGGUGUGAUUUUUCGAAUUUCAUCGGUUAUCUUCAUACCGUGUUAUCUUCUAGCGCAACAAAUGCGGAUUCGGAAUUUCGGUAGCUUUCUUUGUGUGCAAAACAAUUUGCUCGUCUGUAGCCAGAACAAAACGGGAGACAUUUUGAGCACCAUUCCAAUCGCCCGUAAAGUACUCUCCACGUACAUCAAUUUCAAUUCAAUUCAAUUUAUUAAAAUGGCCACAAAAAAGGAAUUAUUUACAAAACAAACAUAACGAAAAAUACAUGUGACGAGGAACCCUAAGUAGAAACCAUAAGGUUUAUUGAGUUAUGGGCUUUCUCAUGUAUAAACGUAUUACAAUAAUUUAUUUACAGCUGUGCUAUAGUAUAGCCUCAAAUCAGAUAGACUUGGUUUAACUAAAUUUGGCAUAUCUGGGUUUUAAUUAAAGUAUUAAAAGCCAAGUAUUAAAAACAUGUUAUAGUCGAGAGAAACUAGAGAAUAAGAAGUUUCUUAAUUUGAAUUGGAAUUGUUGAAGAGUUGGUGCAUUACGAAUAUCGUUACUCAUGCAGUGUAUUAAAAAAACGUGAACCUUGAUAGGACACAGAGAAUUGACGUACUGUAACUUAGUUCUACACAAUGGUACAUAUAACAAUUCAGCUCUCCGCAAGCCGCAGCCAUGCAUCUGUUUAUUCUUAACACCAGGUUGUCGAAGUUUCUAGGAAGCCUAUUAUUUAUGUAUAAAAACAUGAAUUUCCCCAGAUUGUAAAAAUAAAUAUCUUUGAACUUAAAUAUUUUAUUAUCUUUAAAUAAUGGAUCAGUGUGGGCAUCAAAUUCUACCUUAUUGAUAAUUCUAAUCACCCUUUUUUGGAGCAAUAAGAGACAAUUUAAUUUGUAAGGGUAUGUUGAACCCCACACUGUUACACAAUAUUGUAAAUACGGAUGGACAAGUGCAUAGUAUAGUGUACGUAGAGCUACCUUGGUGAGGCAAAAACUUGCUCGGUUAUAUAUGAUACUAACCGAUCGAGAAAUUUUUCCAGCAAUAUGCGAAAUUUGAAGUGACUAAAACAAGCCGAGUAUAUGCUAAUGUAAUUAUUCCGCUCAACGAUGCAAUCUGAUUGACAAUGAACAUUUCGGUUUAAUUCCAACAUAAUUUUAUUUUUCCAUGCAUAAUGCGUGCAAGAUAGCUAUUUUCAAGGCAUUUCAAAUUGGUCCCACAAAAAGCCCGACAUGACAAAAUUGGAUAACGUAAACCGUCGAGGACAUUGUAACGGAUUAUCCUUAUGUUUUGUGUUAUGUAGGAGUAAACCAAGUCAACGCCGAAGGAAGCGUAAAGAGGAAAGAUGUGUUAAAAACAACAAUGACGCAAAGUUGAUUGCCACCAAUAAAUGCUUUUCCGAAGUAGAUUUGAUAUGCAAUAAACUUGACAAAUUAUUCGAGACUAUUGAAAAUGGUGUGAAAGAAGACAACAAAAUUGAGACGCAGAUUUGUUCAGUUCCCGAGGAGAAAAAAGAUUCGUAUUACGAGUUCUUGUGUCUGAUUGAAAGUGAUGUGGUUGAAGAUUGCAAAAGUCCCUUCAGUCCUGCUGACUUGUAUGCUAAAUAUGUUGAGAUUAUGUACCUGAAUUAA